Messenger RNA from Paramisgurnus dabryanus, 1234 nucleotides. The record is from RefSeq and is a predicted model, not a curated record. Lineage: Eukaryota; Metazoa; Chordata; Actinopteri; Cypriniformes; Cobitidae.
AUGUCGUAUGGUAAUAUUCACAAUGUGCUCGAGACUGGCAAUAAGAGAACGGACAGACAAAGAAUAGAGAUGAAAUGUCAGAAUGAAGGUGACUACAGUACACUGAAUGACUUCAGAUCAAAUAGACAACAACCACUUCAGUCUACAGGACACGAGUCUACAAAGAUCAGAUGUUACAGAUCAGUUACAGUGUGUUUGGUGCUGCUGUGUGUUCUUCUACUGACUGCAGUCAUAGUGCUGUGUGUCCUGAUCAAUACAAACAAUCAACAGCAGCACAAUACCAAAAAUGAACUGUGGAAGACUCUAAGUGAAGCAGAUGGAUGGAUUUACUAUCAGUCCAGUUUGUUCUUCAUUUCAUCUGAGACGAAGACCUGGAGUGAGAGCAGAAAAUUCUGUAGAGAGAGAGGAGCAGAUUUGAUCUUCAUUAACAACAGCCAGAAACUAAAUUUCAUAAGUACGCAUUCUGGUGGGGACAAAGUCUGGAUUGGUUUGUCUGACAUUGAAGAGGAGGGCGUAUGGAAAUGGGUUGAUGGCAGCACAAUGACCUCUAGCUUCUGGAAUAAGAAAGAACCCAACACUUCUGAAGGUGAUGAAGACUGUGUUCUGAUUGAGUUACGAGGGUGGGCAGAUUACCCAUGUUCUCAUGAUUAUAAAUGGAUCUGUGAGAAAAAAUUUAACUAGUUCAAAUACAUGUUGAUUCUGUAAAUUGUGAACACAUGAGUCCAUCUGAGCCGGCUAACAUCUGAUAAAAAAUAUUUAAUCUUUGUCAAACAUAUUCUUAUAAGAAGGCAACAGGGCAAAUUAGCAUAAGAGCACAAUUAUAAUAGUGUCAAUGGGAGUGAAUAUUUCUGUGGAUGAUUUACUGACAAGGCACACAUUAAAGAACACAGGUGCAAACAUCUUAUUUCCAUAAUGACAACACAUGCUUUUUUGGACAUUAAAUAAUGGAUUGAAUACCUAACAAGCACAAACCUUAAUAAAUCACUUUGUUGAAUUCAUUUAAAAACUCUUCCCCAAUACAUUUAGUGUCUGAAAGGAAAAUUCAUACAAAUGCAUGCAAUAAGGUCAGUCACAAAAACCUAUAUCCACACCUUUUCUGUGCGAAAUUUUCACUGUGUGUCUUCAGUGAAUCCUAAUCCUUUAACGUCUAAAGAGUUGUUUUGCGCUGGCACAAGCUGUUAGUAAAUCUGUCCUAUCUUAAACAGGAAAAUAUUUUUAUGUUUAAUCAUUUUAU